This is a messenger RNA of Mustela lutreola (European mink), 2098 nucleotides long. It is a transcript of the gene PAH, whose product is annotated as phenylalanine hydroxylase. The transcript is spliced from 13 exons. Gene Ontology annotation, molecular function: phenylalanine 4-monooxygenase activity; iron ion binding. The coding region runs from base 186 to 1541 and encodes 451 amino acids. Gene Ontology annotation, biological process: L-tyrosine biosynthetic process; L-phenylalanine catabolic process. The record is from RefSeq and is a predicted model, not a curated record. NCBI's taxonomy places the organism in Eukaryota, Metazoa, Chordata, Mammalia, Carnivora, Mustelidae.
GGUGACCUGGAGUCUACUGCGUCAGAACAACGCCUACCGAGGGUGUUACUGUGGCCUGUACUCGCAGGGGACAUCCUUGGAAUCUGUCCUCCCCUCCCAACGCCAGGUUAAAAACCUCAGCAGCACAUGCUGUUUGCUAAACUGCCUGCCACCGACCAGAGAUCUAGCUCACGAGGGGAGCCAGCAUGUCAGCUGUGGUCCUGGAGAACGGAAGCCCUGGCAGGAAACUCUCUGAGGGACAGGAAACAAGCUAUAUUGAAGACAACUCCAGUCAAAAUGGUGCCAUAUCACUGAUCUUCUCACUCAAAGAAGAAGUUGGUGCCCUGGCCAAAGUCUUGCGCUUAUUUGAGGAGAAUGAUAUAAACCUGACCCACAUCGAAUCCAGACCUUCACGCCUAAAGAAAGAUGAAUAUGAAUUUUUUACCUAUCUGGAUAAACGUAGCAUGCCUGUCCUAGCAAACAUCAUCAAGAUUUUGAGGCAUGACAUCGGUGCCACUGUCCAUGAGCUUUCUCGGGAUAAGACAAAAGACACAGUGCCCUGGUUCCCAAGAACCAUCCAAGAGCUUGACAGAUUUGCCAAUCAGAUUCUCAGCUAUGGAGCAGAACUGGAUGCAGACCAUCCUGGUUUUAAAGAUCCUGUGUAUCGAGCAAGACGGAAACAGUUUGCUGACAUUGCCUACAACUACCGACAUGGUCAGCCCAUCCCUCAAGUGCAAUACACGGAAGAAGAAAAGAAAACAUGGGGGACGGUAUUCAGGACCCUGAAGUCCUUGUAUAAAACCCAUGCUUGCUAUGAACACAAUCACAUCUUCCCACUUCUGGAAAAGUACUGUGGCUUCCGUGAAGAUAACAUUCCGCAGCUGGAAGAUGUUUCUCAAUUUUUGCAGAGUUGCACUGGAUUCCGCCUCCGACCUGUGGCUGGCCUGCUUUCCUCCCGGGAUUUCUUGGGUGGCCUGGCCUUCCGAGUCUUCCACUGCACUCAGUACAUCAGACAUGGGUCCAAACCCAUGUAUACACCUGAACCUGACAUCUGCCAUGAACUGUUGGGACACGUACCCUUGUUUUCAGAUCGCAGCUUUGCUCAGUUUUCCCAGGAAAUUGGCCUUGCCUCUCUGGGUGCCCCUGAUGAGUACAUUGAGAAACUCGCCACAAUUUACUGGUUUACUGUGGAGUUUGGCCUCUGCAAACAAGGAGACUCCAUAAAGGCGUAUGGUGCUGGGCUCCUGUCAUCUUUUGGUGAAUUACAGUACUGCUUGUCCGGCAAGCCAAAACUCCUCCCCCUGGAGCUAGAGAAGACAGCCACCCAGGAGUACACUGUCACAGAGUUCCAGCCCCUCUAUUAUGUGGCUGAGAGUUUUAAUGAUGCAAAGGAGAAAGUGAGGAACUUUGCUGCUACAAUCCCACGGCCCUUCUCAGUUCGUUAUGAUCCAUACACUCAAAGGAUUGAGGUCUUGGACAAUACGCAGCAGCUUAAGAUUUUGGCCGACUCCAUCAACAGUGAAGUUGGAAUCCUUUGUAGUGCCCUCCAGAAAAUAAAGUGAAACCAUGGACAAAACCUGUCAACUGAGAAUCUGUUGAUAGAAAUCUGUUGAUAGAAAUUUCAUUUCAUCUGAAAAAGUUUGAAAAGUAAACCUUAAUUUGAAUUGACAGCCUUAAAUCUUUUUUGGAACAAUAUGUAGGAUGAACAAAUAAAUCAAAAUAACUUGAAAUGACAGCAUAUUAAUGCAUAUCCAAAAGCAUAAUCUUCUGGGGUCAUCUUUGAUUUAUAGAUGAUAAUCCCAUACUCUCAAUUCAGUUAAAGUCAAUAAUCUGUCACCUUUCAUCAACAUUAAUUAAAAUUGGGAACUGAUUUACUCAAGCUUCAUAUAUGCUUUUGUUAUUGGCCAUAGAAAAUUCCUAAAGGAAUACAUAUCACUCAAUAUAAAACACAAGCCUCUUAUUAGAAUUGAAUUUGUUGAUUUAAUAGAAAUUUAACCUACAAAAGUCAUUUUCUGUUCAGUAAACUAUAAUUCUAAGUAUUGUUGUGUUUUACCCAUGUAAUUUCCUUUAAUUCAAGAGCUCAUUAAAAUAGUUAUAAAGAUUGAAGUUCAUAACAUAA